Messenger RNA from Chilo suppressalis (striped riceborer), 3055 nucleotides. Lineage: Eukaryota; Metazoa; Arthropoda; Insecta; Lepidoptera; Crambidae. The record is from the annotation of a GenBank genome assembly.
CGAAAAAAUGACAUUGAAAACUUAAUUAUGCACAUAUUUUAAUUAAGAACUAUGCAAGAAACGAUGAUGAAAUAAUGAGACCAAUUAUACUAAUCAAAAUACUUACGUUUGUAAUUUAGUCGAAGAAGAAGAACAAUUAAAAAAGGUCGAGCUCGUACGUGUCACCAAUUGGUGGGAUGACGAUCACGUAGAUGAAGAAAGUAACAGUUAUCAAGAAUCAAUAAAACAAGAAGAUUCAGAAAUAAUAAUAAGAAGACAAAUGGCAGCCAUGAUUCAAGCCCAUGAACGAUCUAGACAGCUAAUUAAACUAUUGACGCAUCAGAGACAGAAGAGACAAAUGUGGGAAAAAGAGUUGAGGGGAACUUUGAAAUCCCAGGCGCCCCAUGAGCUUAAAGAAAGGAGCGCUAAGCUCAUACAAAAGGCAUUCAGAGCAUACUUUGAUAUAAAGCGAAGAAGAAUAUUACAAUGCAAAGAGGAUGAAAUAUUAGGAAUGCGAUUGAGUGGAAAUAUGAAUAAAGACACAAUGUAUCAGCAAAACUAUAAACGACUUGAACGAAGAAAGCAAUUGGAACAAGAAUGGAUCACUUCACGUGAAAAUCUAAAACAAAAGUUUAUGGAAUCAAAGUUUAACGAUUUUACCGAAGAUUACCGAGAUUUUAUCAGAUCUUGGUUUCGAAGAUGGUUUGAUGAUAUCAAAUAUUUUCAUGAUAUGCCGAGAGAGAGUGAAGGUGGAUCAGUUCUUAUAAUGAAAGAUGAGUUACUGGAUCCAGCCGAAUGGUGGGACGAAUAUGAACGAUACCUAGCAGAAAAGAAAUCUAAAAAGAAUCAAUCAGCUUUACAGAGGAAAUACGCCGAAAUGCAGGCUAAAGAGGAAGCAAUGAUGAAAAAGAGAGAGGAGAGGAUGAAAAAAAAGCUAGAAACUGAACUUAAGAGGAAACUGAUGAAAAAUCCAACUCUACAUCCCGGCUACCACUAUCCACAGUCUAAGAAAACUGAAAACAUUUUAGAGGUCAUAAAAUCUUAUCGUAAUGAUUGGAGCGAUCUUGACUUCUGUAAUAGAAUGGAUGUUAAAGAAAAAUUUGUACAAGACAUAGAUGUUAACAACGUAUACGCGAAAGUAAAACGAGAAAUUAUGACUACUGUAGAUAACGACAUGAGAAAUGAGUUAAAACUAUUGAAAAGUGCACUGGAAAAGGAUUUCGAUAAAAUGGAAGAAAAAAUGCCAGAGCCAAUGAAUAAAAGAAAAGGACGUAAGUCGAAAAAAACUAAAAAGCUAAAAUGCACCAUGAGUGAGGAUAUUGCCGAAAAACUGGAGGAUUUGGCGUUCAAGGGCAUUCUUAAACAAUAUCCACGGACUGAACUGAAAGUUUUUUUAGGAGACCACAAUUAUGCUGGAGAUGAUAUUCGAUGUGAUAAUGAACCAGCGCAUCCCUUAAGUGGGGAACUGAGGGCGGUAUGGUGGGAGAGGUGUCGAGAAGUGAGCCACGGAGCGCACCAGAUCCUCAUCGUUGGACCACCUCGAAGCGGCAAAACUGUAUUGAUUAAUGCCUUGGCUAGUGUGAACGAUGCUGUAUUGUUCGUGUUGGAUCCUUAUGAGCUGCAUACAUUGCCCACUGCCGAGUUGCAUAAGAUAGUAAAUUCGGUGAUAGCCUGCGCACGAGCAGUUCAACCUUGCGUCAUAUACACACGUCACGUCCACAAGCUGUAUUAUAAGAAGAUGAGUACUAAGACUCUCAUUACGUAGCAAUCAAAAUAGCCUGUUUACUUAUUUUUUUUUUUAUUUCAUAAACAUUUACCUGCUACACUAAACCCACUGAACUAGCGAGCGCCAUAACCGAUAGUCAUCAUCAGCCUAUAAAUGUCCUCAUUGCUGAGGCACAGGCCUUCCUUAUCGAUAUAUUUGGGAGUAUGGACCAAGACCCACUUGGCCGCAGUGAGUAUCGAUGGGUGCUAGCGCCUGUAGAUAAGGUCAGCAUAAAGAACCCAUUGUUUUUUGCCCGCAUUGGUUGUGAUACAAGGAAAAGUAAAAUCACGUGGCAGGUAAAAUAUGAAAUGGACUGACAUAAUAUAUAUGCAGUGUAAACGAAAUAAUGUUUUAAACAGUCACAACAAACCCCACCCAAAACUACUUACCGACUCCUGAUCUAAGGCUGUUAGAGGUUAAGUAUACGUGGUGUUCCGACCGAUGUUUAACAAUUAUUGUUAUUUCUACAGGUCCCAUCAGGUGAAUCCAUAAACAAUCCUAAUAUCCUUAGACGCAUAUUGAUAAGGAAGUUGUGUAAGAGGAUCCAAAAAUCAGACAAUAUAACAAUAAUUGGCACCUGCAUCGACCCGUGGCUGACCCAAAGCAAACAGCUGUUGAAUCAAUUCCAUAACACUGUCCUCAUCCCAGACACGAGUUACUCGACAGUUGUCACACUUUUGAGGAUGUGGAUCGAUUGAAUAGCCGCAUAUGGUUUGUCCCCACAAGAAAUAUACGAUUACAUCAUAAAUGAUUCAGAAGCUAAAGUCGCAUAUGAUAAAUAUUUAAAAUGGCAUUACGAACAGACGCACUGGGGCAAGAAAGAGAAGAAGCACAUAAAUGACCAAAAAGAGUUCAAAGAAGCGAUAAGGGUGUACGAGGAGAGAACGAAGAAGAAGAAGAUACAGCAAAAGAGCAGUGCCCUAACAUUUAAGAAACAACCAGAAGAAUGACAAUACUUACUCAGAAUACAUGAAUAAAGAUGACAGAAUUAAACAUCGGCAUUCUGACAAACCUAGACAAGUUAUUUCGAGCACAUUCACUGGACAUUGGCAUAAUCUUGAAGGAACCAUCACAGAACAAAUCUAAUCUAACAAUGCCAUCAUUAUAAAGAAAUAAACCAGACAAAAGCAAUAUACACAUAAAUAUACAUACUAGAUUGUUAACUACCUAUAGCAGAACCGAGUCGAACUUAUUACAGAAACUUAGAUAUUGAUCUAACUAAUAACUGCUGACGUGGCGUUAGAUGAAAGAUUAGCAGAAAAGCUGAACUACAAAAUUGAUAAAAUUAUACCUUAAAACGGAAUAAACUAU